This is a messenger RNA of Didymodactylos carnosus, 1571 nucleotides long. The record is from the annotation of a GenBank genome assembly. Lineage: Eukaryota; Metazoa; Rotifera; Eurotatoria; Philodinida; Philodinidae.
CAGAAAUGAACGAAAAUAUAGAGAAUAAUUAUGGCAAAUUAGAAGUUAAAUUUGAUAAUUUAAAAAAAGAUAUUUCGGAUUUGAGAGAAUAUAAGGUAUUAAUCAAGCAAUAUACCGAAGGAAAGCAUAAAAAAUUUGAUACAAAAAGAAGUAUUAUUCAAGGAAAUAGAAGAAAUAUUUUCAAAAUCAAAUAAAUAUGUUAUUAUUAGCGGUUAUGCUGGUUCGUGUAAGACAACACUCGCAUCAAAAUAUGGGCAGGAACAAAAAGAUGAAAGUAAUAAAAUAGUUCGUUGGUUUAAUGCUGAAUCAAAAAUUUAGUUUGAAAUGAUUACAAAAAUAUGGCAACAAAAGCGCUUAGAGUAGGAAAUGAAAUAAAUGAAAGACAAAUUAUUAUAAAUUUGGUAAAUGAUAGACUUGACGUAUUAGGAUUAAAUAUUCUAUUUAUAUUUGAUAAUGCAAGAGAAGCUGCUGAUAUUAAUGAAUUAAUAAUACAUUUACCAAACAAUGUUUAAACAAUCAUAACAAUAAAAAAUAAUAAUUUGAAAGAUAAUUUUAAGUUUGGCAACGAAUCAAAUUUAGAAAUGAAACCAUUUAUUAAAAGUGAAUGCAUUGAAUAUAUAAAAACGUUGGAUAAAAAAGAGAAAGUUUAGUCAAUUUCAAGCAGAAAAACUAAUUGAUCUGAUAAAAACCAAUGAAAAAGAAGUGUAUGCAUCUAAAUUAUCAAAAGUGAUGGCUUUACUACAAAAGAAAAGUUCAUGGACGACAGAAAAUUAUAAAGAAAAAAUAAAAGAACAUGGAGAGAUAGAAGCACAAGAUUAUUUGCUUAAAGAGCUAAUAAAUGAAUCACUCAAUGCAUACUGCAGCAUUGCGUUUAUUUAGAUGAAUUUUAUAAGCAUGAUAUACUCAAAGAAAUAUUAUCAAAAGAAAAAAGUAAUAAUGAAAUUGAUAUCGAUAACGAAAAAGAAGCACUAGAAGAUCUAUCAUUAGUAAAUCAGAUUCAGUUAGAAAAUGAGAAAGAACCUGUAAUAGGAAUGAAAAUACAUUCGAUAAUAAAAGAUAUAAUUGAAAAAUAUAUAGAUAAAGAAACGAAUACUGAAAAGUGCAUACAAAACAAGAAGAUAUUAGAAAAGCUAGCUAAAGUAGUCGAUCUUAAAAUGCCAGAAAUUGAUGAUUUGCCGUACGACGAUUGGAAUAAAUCAGAAAUAUAUUAUAAAAAUGCACAUAAACUGAUUAAUUUGAAUUUAGUACAAGAAAUCAAAGACAAUGAAAAUUUAGCUCAUUUACAUUUAAAAAUAGCACUAUAUGAUGAAAAUAAAUUAUGUAGUUUCGAAAACUUAAUAAAAUAUUAUGAAAAUAAUUUGAAAAUAUCAAAAACAUUAUAUGAAGGUAGUCAUCCAGAUGUUGCAAGCUCAUUGAAUAAUGUUGGAUCAAGUUAUGAUAAAUUAGGAGUUGCACAAAAAAGAUUAGAAUAUAGAGUACCAGCAUUAGAAAUGCAUAGGUUGCAGGAUACAAAUACAUUCUGUAUUCGUUUUUCUGUUUUAUGUAUUGGAAGCAGAAUACGUAAAACUUGA